CGACACAGUGCGCACCUCGAGUGCCGCCCAGCACCUCGACCCGUCCACCGACCACCACCCGCCAACUCGCGCGACCUCGAGCGACUCGCCCCUCCGCCUCCUCGCUCGACACUCGACCAUGGCGACCACCGUGACCCUCACCCACCCGCCAGUCGCCAUUCCCGCUCCGCCACCUGCACCGGGACAGCUCAACAUGCACCCACCCACCAACUGCGGCCACCUCGUCGCGUGGAUCGCCGCCAACCCGGACCACGCCCUCGACCGCCUCGACGCCGCCCUCUCGACCGACCCGCACCCGCCUCGCGCCAAGCUGCCCCAGGCAACACCUCGACCCGCCUGCUCGUCAUGCGGCACCAGCCCGCUCCGACCUUUCCUCUGCCUCGCCUGCUCGACCCUUACCUGCGGCCGCAUCCCCAACUCGGGCCACGCUCAUCAACACGCCCUCGACACCCAGCAUCACCUCGCGUGGGACGUUCGGGCAUGCUCCCUGUACUGCUUCGAGUGCGUCGGCUACGUGCGGCACCAGGUCGUCGACCGCUACGCCGCCGCACAGCGCCUCGUCGUCGCCGACCGUCGCUCCGAGGGCGAUGCUCAGCGCGCGACGAAGCGCAAGAGGGUCACGAUGCAGAAGUGGGAGCUCGUCGCCCCCGUCUCUUCCUCGUCAGGCUCUGGCGCUCUCACCGCUCGUGGCAUUCGCAACCUCGGCAACAGCUGCUACAUGAGCGUCGUCCUCCAGUCGUUCCUCGCCAACCCGUACCUGCGCACGCACUUUCUCGGCGACCGGCACAACCGCCUGUCGUGCGACAAGACGCGGGCAGGCGAGCCCUGCCUCUCGUGCGAGCUCGACCUCCUCUUCUCCGAGCAAUACUCGGUCGACCCGACGCCGCUCGCGCCGACUCGGUUCCUCUACUCGUUCUGGCAAUCGAGCCUCGACGCCGCCGGCUACGCUCAGCAAGACGCGCACGAGUUCCUCAUCUCCUCGCUCAACCUCCUGCACUACGCCUCGCCGUCGCACACCGACAACCCGUCCUUGACGUGCCCCUGCGUCGUGCACCGCACCUUCUCGGGCGAGCUGCGGUCCAAGAUCACGUGCGGCAGGUGCCACCACCAGAGCGAGACGCUCGAGCCGUUCCUCGACCUGAGCCUCGACAUCCGCGACCGCGCGAGUGGCAAACUCGCCGAGACGCUCAAGGAGUGCUUGACCAGCUUUACGGCCCCGGAGCAGCUGCCGUCCAAGUACAGCUGCGCGGCGUGCGGCGACGGCGUCCCGUCGGCGAGCAAGCGCCUCAGCCUCAAGACGCUCCCUCAGGCGCUCUGCAUCCAGCUCAAGCGCUUCGAGAUCACGUCGGCGGCGCACAAGCUCGACACGCCCGUGCGGUACCCGCUCAAGCUCGACAUGGCGCCCUACCUGACGACCAACCUCGAGUACCCGGCGGCUUACAAGCCGUCGGACGCGCACCGGUUCAACCUCAUGGCCGUCAUUGCGCACGAGGGGACGCUCAGUCAGGGGCACUACACGGCCUACGUGCGCGGCAACGACGACUUCUUUGCCAUCGACGACGACAAGGUGCGCAGGGUGCGCAUCAGCGAGGUCCUCGCCGCAAAGGCGUACCUCGUCGUCUACUCUCGCGCUUGAGCCCUCUCGCCCCUCCUCGUCUCCCUUCCACGACCUCGCCCUCGCCCUCGCCCUCGCCUAUAGCAUGUCCCACGACCCCUUCUCGACGCCCUCUUUGUCCUGUACACCCACCCGUUCUUCCCCUCGUUCUUGAUUCGCUCCUCGAGCGCCCUCUGCAUUAUUCCGCAUCGUUCCCUUUCUCUCUCUCUUGAUGAUCGCGCCGGUGCAUUCGACGUGUCUUGUCUUC
Molecule: messenger RNA, 1862 nt
Organism: Rhodotorula graminis WP1
Lineage: Eukaryota; Fungi; Basidiomycota; Microbotryomycetes; Sporidiobolales; Sporidiobolaceae
Exons: 12
Coding region: 119-1636 (505 amino acids)
Cellular component (GO): nucleus; cytosol
Molecular function (GO): cysteine-type endopeptidase activity; zinc ion binding; cysteine-type deubiquitinase activity
Source: RefSeq, a predicted model, not a curated record